This is a messenger RNA of Frankliniella occidentalis (western flower thrips), 1221 nucleotides long. RefSeq names its product zinc finger protein 497-like. The record is from RefSeq and is a predicted model, not a curated record. The coding region runs from base 1 to 1221 and encodes 406 amino acids. NCBI's taxonomy places the organism in Eukaryota, Metazoa, Arthropoda, Insecta, Thysanoptera, Thripidae. The transcript has 4 exons.
AUGUUUGGCUUGGUUGCAGAGGUGGACGUAAAGGUGCUCGCCGAGCUGCCGAUGCUGCCGAUCCCUAUCAAGUCCGGCGACGAUGUGAAGACUGAUGUGGAUGCCGGCCCCGUCAUCAGCUCCGUGGGCUUCGUGAAGGACGAGAUACACUCGGACAUCACCAUCAAAACCGAACCCAAGGAUGAGGUGAUCAUGGACAACGGACUGCCACUGCCGCGCCCGGAGGAGAACGAUGACCAGGUGCACGACGACGUCUUCGGUGACCAGGAUAUCAGCAACGACGAGGCCAACGACGGCGAGGAGCAGGUUCGCCGCUCCAAACGCAAGUUCUUCUGCAAGCAGUGCCCCGCCCACUUCAAACGUCCUAAUCACCUGAAGAAGCACGAGCUGGUGCACAAGGCCAACAAGCCCUUCGCCUGCCCCUACUGCACUGCCAGCUUCGUGUCUGACAGUCGCCUCAGCCACCACUUGCUCGUUCACUCGUCUGCCAGCGUGUUCCGCUGCGACAAGUGCGGCGAGACUUUUGCGACGGCGACCUUGCUGAAGGAGCACAUGCCAACACACGUCUGGAAGUUGUCACGACUAGCUCAGGUGGUUAAGGCGCAGGAUGACCCGCUGGAUGACGACGCCUUCAAGGUGUGGGACGUGGAGGCGGACGGCACGAUGACGCUGAAGGACUUGCCGUCGUGCCCCGAGUGCGGCGAGCGCGGCUUCAGGUCAAGGCGCGCUCUGCUCAAGCACCGCAAGGAGGCCCACCUGGGCGAGCAGGCCGACCGGCCGCACGUGUGCGUUACCUGCGGCUCCCGCUUCAAGCGUGCCGCGCACCUGUCGCGGCACGUGCUGCUGCACACGGGUGGUGUAUCCGAGGACUUGUGUCAGUCGUGUGGUUCGUCGGUAGAUGGGGAGGAUGGUGACGCUUCGCACAAAUGCGAUAACUCCGCCGCCCCUAAAAAGACUGCACAGGCGUUCUCGAGUAAAAUUUGCGCGAAGGCGUUCUCCGUCUCGACCAACCUGGUGGUGCACAUGCGCACGCACACGGGUGAGAGGCCCUACAAGUGCCACGUGUGCUCCAAGAGCUUCGCGCGGCCCGGUACGCUGCGCGACCAUCUUCGCGUGCACACCCGCGAGAAGCCCUACUGCUGUCAGUUGUGUGGAGAGUGCUUCGGCUUCCGCGCCAACCACAGAGCCCACGUGCUGAAGGCUCACUCCGAGACUCUGUGA